Molecule: messenger RNA, 1558 nt
Organism: Dichomitus squalens LYAD-421 SS1
Lineage: Eukaryota; Fungi; Basidiomycota; Agaricomycetes; Polyporales; Polyporaceae
Product: CMGC/MAPK/ERK protein kinase
Exons: 10
Coding region: 44-1357 (437 amino acids)
Biological process (GO): protein phosphorylation; intracellular signal transduction
Cellular component (GO): cytoplasm; nucleus
Molecular function (GO): protein serine/threonine kinase activity; ATP binding
Source: RefSeq, a predicted model, not a curated record
GUCCUCCUCUCAUCUCACCUUACACUUGAAAGCUCAGGCAGUAAUGCAGCGACACUCUUUCAUCGCUCUCAAUUCCACGUUUAUCGUCGACUCGGAGUAUCAGUUCGUCAAGGAGUUAGGCCAGGGUGCGUAUGGAUGCGUAGUCGCGGCCAAGCAUCGUCGGUCUGGAGAAGGAUGCGCAAUUAAGAAAAUAACCAACAUCAACACCAAGAGAAUCCUCACUAAACGAUGCCUGCGUGAGAUCAAGCUACUGCACCAUUUCCGUGGCCACAAAAACAUUACUCUCUUAUACGACAUGGACAUCGUCUUCCACCCUGACGGCAACUUCGACGAAGUCUACCUCUACGAAGAGCUCAUGGAGGCUGACCUUCAUGCCAUCAUCCGCUCUCAACAACCGUUGUCGGAUGCGCACUUCCAGUCCUUCAUAUACCAAACCCUCUGUGGGCUGAAGUACAUCCACUCUGCCAACGUGCUGCACCGCGAUUUAAAACCCGGGAAUCUACUUGUCAACGCUGAUUGCGAACUCAAGAUCUGCGACUUUGGCUUGGCGCGUGGAUAUAGUCCCAGCGGCGGUAACAACAAUGCUCGCGGUACCGCGAACCAAGGUUUCAUGACUGAGUAUGUUGCCACUCGCUGGUACCGUGCCCCCGAGAUCAUGUUGAGCUUUGCGAACUACGGUCCUGCCAUCGACGUGUGGUCUGUGGGCUGCAUUCUCGCGGAGCUGCUCGCAGGAAAACCGAUCUUCAAGGGACGGGACUAUGUCGACCAACUAAACCAGAUCUUACAUUAUCUCGGUACGCCUUCGGAAGAUACGCUGCGUCGUGUCGGUUCUCCUCGCGCCCAAGACUACAUUCGUUCUCUUCCCAUAAAACCUCGCGUGCCUUUCGCGACGCUAUUCCCCCGUGCAAACCCUCUCGCGAUUGAUCUCUUGUCACAGCUCCUCCACUUCGACCCGGCCAAGCGUAUCACUUGCGAGCAAGCAUUGAACCAUCCAUAUCUUGCCGUUUGGCACGACCCGGCCGACGAGCCUGUCUGCGCCUCGCCAUUCGAUUUCGGCUUCGAGGAGGAGGACUCUAUUGAGGGGAUGAAGCGCCUGAUCGUCGAAGAGGUCCACGCUUUCCGUGCUGAAGUGCGUGCCCAAGCGCGUGCGGCAGGUCAGAUCCGUAGACAAGAGAGUCUUCCGGUGCCAACCCGCGACGAGAUCCUCAACUCGCCUGUGACAGAUCAAGCCCCCUCCAAUGGUGCCACGUCGCACUACACCGGCGGAAAGAGCGAGGCGCGGCCGGGAAGUCCGAUUCUCGAUGACCCAAGCGCGGAACUGGAGCGUGAAUUGGCCAGCACACACAUACGCAGAUGAACCCCAGCUGCAUAUUGCAUACGACUACGGCAAGGUCCGGUAGAACGAUCCACGUCGGCGGGUAAGCGGUUGAGUCUGAGGUUGUAAGAUUCGGUUCCUGGACGUAUAGGAUAUGUCGAUCCUCGCUUGGUUUCGAGCUGUUGUAUCUGGAUAUGUAGACGUAUACCUUGCACUUGACCAGUAAUUCAUUAGUGCGCGACU